Molecule: messenger RNA, 3753 nt
Organism: Chlamydomonas reinhardtii
Lineage: Eukaryota; Viridiplantae; Chlorophyta; Chlorophyceae; Chlamydomonadales; Chlamydomonadaceae
Exons: 16
Coding region: 44-3205 (1053 amino acids)
Biological process (GO): phosphatidylinositol dephosphorylation
Molecular function (GO): phosphatidylinositol-3,4,5-trisphosphate 5-phosphatase activity; phosphatidylinositol-4,5-bisphosphate 5-phosphatase activity; inositol-polyphosphate 5-phosphatase activity
Source: RefSeq, a predicted model, not a curated record
GUCCUUCAGUAUCAAUGCACGUAUAGGCAAGCAGGAAGCAAAAAUGAAGAAGCUGUUUGGGCAAGUGGCGAGGAAAGCGGUCGCUCUGGCGGACGACAUUGCCUCAUACAAUGAUGGGAGGCACGUACCGGCCAAAGCUCGGCCGGGUGGCGCCCCCAAGGGUGGCGAUGGCGGCGCGGGCGAUGGCGGACUGGAUCCGGUGCUCGAGCACCUGCUGCGCAAUGUGCGCUCGCGCCACGUGCGGCAGCACUUCGCGCGCACGCCCGCCACCGAGUACACGCGCCACCGCAACCUGACCAUCCAGGUGGCCACCUACAACGUGGGCGGCAAAAAGCCGCACCCAGGCAUCCGGCUGGAUGACUGGCUGGGGCCGGGCGCGGCGGGGGCGGGGGCGGGGGCGCGGGUGCCGCCGCAGGCGGGCCCGGCCGCCGCCGCCGCGGCUCCGGGCGGUGCUGACGUGGUGGCUGUGGGGUUCCAGGAGCUGGUGCCGCUUAACGCCGGCAGCGUCAUGGGAGUCCUGGCCAAUGACAAUGUGGACGCGUGGGACCGCUGCCUGGCCGCCCAUCUUAACGGAGAGGAGUGGGCGGCGCAGCGCUACGGCACGCUGGGCCCCGCGGCGCCCGGCACCGCCGCCGCUGCCGCUGCCGCCGCCGCCAUGCUGGACGCCAAGUGGCAGGGCGGCCCCCCGCCGCGCAGCCAGCUGGAAGGCGGCGGCGGUGGCGGUGGAGCAGGCGGCGGCGGCGCUGAGGGGGGUUCGGGGGUUGAGGACUCGACGUACGUGCAGGUGGCCAGCAAGCAGCUGGUGGGCGUGUACCUCAGCGUGUGGGUGCGCCGCAGCCUGCUCAGCGCAGUGCACGGCGUGCAGGUGACGACUGUGGCCACCGGCUUCGGCGGAUACCUUGGCAACAAAGGCGCGGUGGCUGCGCGGCUGCGGCUGUUUGACAGCAGCCUGGUGUUCGUGGCGGCGCACCUCACCGCCGGCGAGGCGGAGGGCGACGAGCUGAAGCGCAACGCCGACGUGGCCGACAUCCUGCGGCGGGCGGCCUUUGCGAGCGGGCUGGACGGUGGCGGCGCGGUGCCCAUGACGGCGUCCGCGGCGGCGGCCGUCAGCGCCUCUCUGGGCCCCGGCCACUGGCCCGCCUGGCCCUGCGGCAUCACCGACCACGACCUGGCCAUCUGGGUGGGAGACCUCAACUACAGACUUGCUGUAGCACCCGCGGCAGCAGCAGCAGCAGCCCAGCCCGGCAGUAGCAACUCCGGCGCCGGGGCUGCUGCUGCUGCGCCGGUGGCGCCGAAGGCGGCGGGUGGCGGUGGGCUGCUUACGGAUGCGGAUGCUCGCGCCGCGAUUCGUUCGGGGAAGCUGGACGCGCUCAUCAAUGUGGACCAGCUGCACCGGGAGCGGACGGCGGGGCGCGUGUUCAAGGGCUGGCACGAGGGCAGGAUCACAUUUGCGCCCACCUACAAAUACAAAGUCGGCACGAACACAUACAACGGCGAUGACGCGCCGUCGGCCUCCGCCUCCUCCGCGGCGCUGGCUCCGCAGCCCGCGUCCCAGUCCCAGGCCGACCUGGCGGUGGCGGAGGACGCCGACUCCGCGUCUGUGACGGGGCCCAGCGCGGUCGUGGGCCCCGACGCCGAGAGCCACAAGCGUCGCACGCCCGCCUGGUGCGACCGAGUGCUGUGGUGGACACGUGCCGGCGCCCACGACCAGGCGGCGGCUGCCGGCAGCAGCGGGACGGCCGCCGCCACACUGAAGCAGCUGGGCUACUGGCGUGGCGAGCUGGCGUUCAGCGACCACCGCCCGGUGAGCUCGCUGUUCUCGGCCCAGGUGGUGUCGUACGACCGGCCCAAGAUCGAGUCGCUGCUGGAGGCGGCGCUGAGGGCGGUGGACCUCAUGCAGCAGAGCAUGCGGCCCAAGGUCACGGUGGAGCCGGUGGUGCUGGAGGCGGGCGACUGGGUGGCGCCGGGCCGGCACGUGCGCCUGCGCGUCACGCUGUCCAACACCGGGCCCGUGGAGGCCAUCUGGCACUUCAUCCCGCCGCCCAACGCAGGCGGCGGCGGCGGCAAGGGCGGCGGCGGCAAGUUCGGGCUUGACGACGAGACGCCGCCGCUGCCGCCGUGGCUCACGGCCACGCCGGCGGAGGGCGUCCUGGCGGCGGGUGCCACCUGCGAGUUGGACCUGUCGGUGCUGGUGGCGGGUGGCCCGGGCGGCGCGGCGGCGGCGCUGUCAGCUGACGUGGCGGGCAGCGGCCGCGGCGGUGGCGGCAGCAGCGCGGGCGGCUCGCUGGACUGCAUCGUGAUCCUCCGCAUUGAGGACAGCGGCGACAAGUUCAUCAGCAUUGGGGGCCGCUACCGGCGGUCGUUCCUGGGUAUGCCGCUGGCCGCGUUGCUGGCGCCGGGGCGUGCCGGUGGCGUGCUGCCGGCGGCCGAGGCGGAGCAACUGGCGGCGGGGCUGGGUGUCGGGCCGCUCGCACUGACCCCUGCACCUGCGCCCGAGGCCGGCAGCGAGGGCGAGGCGGCGGCGGUGCCGCGAGAGGUGGCGGCGCUGCUGGCGGCGCUGGCGGCGGAUGGCGGCGCGGCGCUGCGGACACCGGGCAUCCUGGUGGACUCGGCGCCCGAGGCGGCGGCGCGCGCUGGCGCGGCGCCCGAGUCGGAGCCCGCAGCCGCAACGGCGCCAGCAGCAGCGGAGGCGGCGGAGGCGGAUGCCGGCGUGGAGGCCGCCGCCGCGGCGCAGCAGCCGGCGAGCCGGGCGGGGCAGUGUGCGCUGCUGCGGGCGCUGGAGGCGGUGCGGUUGCCGCUGGACGGCGGCUGCGGCGUGCCGCCCUCCGCCGCGCCUCACGACGUAGCGGCGCUGCUGCUGCUGUGGUGCGGCCAGCUGCCGCAGCCCCUCAUCUCCACCGCCGCGGCGGACGCCGCCGCCGCCGCGCCGCCGGUCUCGCCGGGCGAUGCGGCCGCGCUGCUGCGCCGCCACUGCGACGCGGCGUCGCGUGGCGUGCUGGCAGCGCUGCUGCCUGUGCUGCGCUCCGCGCUGGCGCCAGCGGCGGUCGCUGCCAACGGCCUCAGUGCUGCGAGGCUUGCGGGCGCCCUCAGCGCUUGGUGGCUCCCGCCGCUGGCGGCGGGUGCGUCGCCGGACGCGGGCGCGAACCGCCGCCGGCUGCUUCGCAUGCUGCUGGAGCCGGCAGCGGCUGGUGAGUCGCUGGUGUAAGAGUUUGUUGGUGUGACGUGGCGGCAACAGGUCGUCGGCCCGGGCUGAAUGGAGGGGGCUGGACACUGUCGGGAUGAUGGAAGGCCGGCAGAAUGUGGAUAUGAGCCAUGGUGAGGACUGAGGCUGUGCAGGAUGCAAUCCGGUUUGUCGUGCGCUUCUGGACCAAUCAGCAAUGGGAGACUGGUGAGACGAGGUGCGGCAUGGCCAGAAGGAAAGGUAGAGUGAGCUCACGUGUCUGUGACGUCACAAGGUGUUCUUAAUGGUGUGAAAGGGCUGCAGAAGGGGGCGACAAUGGGCCAUCGUGGCCCACGGGGGGGAACGCCCUGUCAAGCAGGCGUGUGGGAUUGCUACCCGAGGCUCACCCUUAGCCAGGGUACCUUACUUUUUGUACCUGCAUAGUGCAUACGGUAAUGUCGAUGUUUCUUCAGUAUUUUGGAUUUCUGGAUGUUGGUCAUGGCGCGACUUUGCUGUGUGCAGCAGCCCGCGUGCCAUCGAUGCCAUUCGUUGCCAUUGCCGUACAGGUGGUGGGCGGGCAAGGGUAAUGGGUC